Messenger RNA from Cyclopterus lumpus (lumpfish), 2422 nucleotides. Its product is annotated as Krueppel-like factor 2. The transcript has 3 exons. Gene Ontology annotation, molecular function: DNA-binding transcription factor activity, RNA polymerase II-specific; RNA polymerase II cis-regulatory region sequence-specific DNA binding. The coding region runs from base 368 to 1615 and encodes 415 amino acids. The record is from RefSeq and is a predicted model, not a curated record. Gene Ontology annotation, biological process: regulation of transcription by RNA polymerase II. Lineage: Eukaryota; Metazoa; Chordata; Actinopteri; Perciformes; Cyclopteridae.
UAGCUGCCCGCAUCGGAGCAGAGAGAGCACUCCUCCUCGUCCUCCUCGUCCUCCUCGUCCUCCGCUCUGUCUCUGACUCGCAGGGAAACUCGGACUUUUAUACCGAGGCUAAAUUUAGGGGCUUGGCCGGUGCGCAGCGUCCUCAUCCUGGACGCGCUUCCUUCCCCCUCCUCGCAUUGGUCUGACUUUGGUGCUGCGAACAAUCUUUAUAAGAAAAGCGCUCCCUCCAGACGGCACAGCUCGCGCAUGAGUGAAGAGAGCAGCAGCUCACGGACCGCAGGAGAAGCAACGCGCUCUGACGCUUCUUUUGGGGAUUUAUUUAAGUGCAUUUUCUCAAUAUUUAAAUUUCUUUUUCUGGAAAGAACGCAUGGAAAUGGCCUCGAGUGGGACCAUUUUACCAUCAAUCUCUACAUUUGCCAUCCAAAAGGAGAAAUGUUGGGAAGAUAGGUGGAAGUGUGACAUGAGCGGCGCUGCGCUCAACAUGGACAGCAGCUGCCUCGGCAGGAAAGACGAAGAGGACCUUGAUAAGUUCUUGGAUCUUGAGUUUAUUCUCGCUAACACCACCGUGCCCGACAGCGCGCCGGCCGCAGGGACCGGGGCGGAGUCCUAUCGGCUCCAGGAGUCCGGGGUGUCCGUUUAUCACCAGCAGCCGGCCAACUACACCUCUGUCCCAGACAUGAACAGCCCUCCGCCGCCCUACAACAGCCUGAUGGCGGAGCUCCUUCGCUCCGACGUGGAUACCAGCUUCCUCCCCGGGAGCGGUCUCAGCAUCCACGGGAGAUUCCAGAUCAGCACCGCGCCUUUCCCGACCACUCAGGAUUUGUUCCCCGAGCAUCCGAACAUUAAAGUGGAGCCUGCCUCCAUGGACACGUACGGACCCGCCAUGGGUCUGGUGCCCCAGAGCUGCGCCAAAGUCAAACACGAGGGCAGCGUCUCUUGCAUGAUGUCGUACGAGCAGCAGCCGCGGCUGGCCAACACCCCGCAGGCCGCGCUGGGCAGCAUGACGCCGCCGCUGAGCCCGGACGACCUGAUGAACUCCGAGUGCCACCAGCCCCAGAUGUGCAACUCCGCCUCGCUGACGUUCCCGCAGAGCUUCCACCACGCGCACCACCGCUGCGCGUCCGGGGGAUUCCCUCACGCGCACACGGGGAUGCAGAUGCCGUUCCCCGUGGCGACGCACCACCACCACCACCACCAGUUCCCCGGCAUGUUCGGGGAGGACGCCGCCAUGGGCAUGCAGCAGCAGCAGCCGGCGGCCGGUCAGCGGGUCCUGCUCACCCCGCCGUCCUCCCCGCUGGAUGUGAUGGACGCCAAGCCGAAGAGGGGUCGCCGGUCCUGGCCGAGGAAACGGACGGCGACGCACACUUGCACUUUCGCCGGCUGUGGCAAGACCUACACCAAGAGCUCCCACCUGAAGGCGCAUCACAGGACACACACAGGAGAGAAACCCUACCACUGCAGCUGGGAGGGCUGCGGCUGGAAGUUCGCCCGUUCUGACGAGCUGACGCGUCACUUCCGGAAACACACCGGACACCGGCCGUUCCAGUGUCACCUGUGUGAGCGGGCCUUCUCACGCUCCGACCACCUCGCCCUGCACAUGAAGAGGCACAUGUGAGGAAAGACAAGGACUCCUGUGCACCUGGACCCGGUUCAAGGAGCUCCAACCCUCCUACGUGCUGAGUGAGACCACCACACAGCAUGAAGACCACCCCUCGAACCCAUUGACAUUAUAUCUUUUUUUGUGAAAAGAUUUAUUUAAAUGUUAUUGUUUUGAGAGAAACCACAAAUCAAGGAAGAAAAACAGCCAAAUGCGACAGAAACAGAAGAAUUCUGUUUGAAUCUUUUUUAAACUAUGUAGCUGGUACUACUUGUUUACUUUUUGUAUGGAAUUCUGUUUAUACAGACGACAAAUUAAAGGAGCAAUCCACUGAACAUGUCAGGCACAUGCCACUGAAGCAACUGGAAGCAGACAACCCUCUUUGAAGAACAUUGAUUUUUCUUUUUGACUUUCACCUAUAGUGCCUUUUAUAACACGUUAUUACACAUCCUUACGAGUGCCAAACCCUCCACUGGCAAAGAAGACAAUCAAAGUCUGAUUCUGUGUGUUAUAUCCUGAGUGUGUGUGAGUGUGAGCGCAUGUGAGAUGAGCUCUGAGACAAUGUUUUAUUCUGAAACUGCCGUUCAUUCUGUCCUGUUCCCCUGAAGGCUUGAAUGGGAUGUGAGUCUGUAGGAAGGUUCACAGAAGUGCACCGCCAUCUGAUUGACAAAGGGCUCCUCAGUCUUUAGCAACAACAACAAAAUAACCCCAAAAGACUUGUUUGUUUGUGUCUUGAAGAAAUGUACUGCCUUGUAAAUUGAAUCUUUUUUCUAAUAUAAUGUAAAUAGUUUAUUUUAAUGUACAUAUUAAACUAAAUGAACAUGA